Messenger RNA from Volvox carteri f. nagariensis, 947 nucleotides. RefSeq lists its product as uncharacterized. Bases 168 to 947 code for a protein of 259 amino acids. NCBI's taxonomy places the organism in Eukaryota, Viridiplantae, Chlorophyta, Chlorophyceae, Chlamydomonadales, Volvocaceae. The record is from RefSeq and is a predicted model, not a curated record. The transcript has 5 exons.
CUUAUACAUCUCUAUGCCGUUGUUGUGCAAUAUCUAAGGCGUGUUCCUUUUAAAAAGCUGAAGGUAUUUAGACAGUAGGGAAGCAUUUCUAAAAAUCUCGGUAAACCAUUGUAAUAAGUAUGCCAGUUUAUAUUAUCACCAUAGGUUCUUGUGUCGAACGGUGCUAAAUGAACCAUGGUGCAUGCAUGGAAGUAUUCGGGGCGGAGAAGUCUCAGGCCUCUGCUAUGGAAGUCCUGGAGAAACCGCCAUGCAAGGUCCUGUACCCACAAUUUUGUGUUCAGGCGCUUUGUGGCUUCGAUGGAUCUAGCUGUGGAGUUAAGUAUGCGUCCUUCGCAGCCUUCGCACCGGCAGUGUUGGAUACGGAUGCCGGUAUGCCAUGUUUUCAGACCUGUUGUCGCAGCGCGGGCUUCGAAGCACGGCGCCGUUGCCCGGCGGGUGUGUUGGGGCCGCGGGACAUUGAGGCCGCCAUCAUGGACACGGGCGGCGAUGCAGGGAGCCUGGUACCCCGGGUUGUUGAUGGCAAAGGCAAGGCUAGCGUGUUGGUCUGCCUGACAAAUGUUAACCCACAUGGGAAUCCUGACAUGGCGCCACAGGCGGAUACAUUCUUCCGGGAGAAUCAGCUUCCAGCAUACUACGGCGAAAUCGACUCCAUCCGAAAUCACCAAUUGAAGCGUUCAGCCGACGCUGCUUCACUGCGAGUCGCUGCGACACAGCGAGUCGCGACAGACCCAAGUGUCAUUGUCCCCUUCCGUUCUGCCGAGGGACUUGAGCGUGCGGGACACGUUGAGCUCUUUGAGCGGCUCAAGGUGGUCACAUCCGCAUUGAUCGCCGAGCGGGCAGAUCGAAUAGCGCUGGACAGGGAGAUUAAGCGGCGGACAUCCCUUUUCCAGGCUGAUAGAGAUCUCAACUACAAGGACAAACAGAACCAGCGCGCCACUCUCAAGUAG